CGCUGUGGGAAAAUAUGGAAACUAGUGAAGAAUCUUUCUGUACAUCAUUAAGUUAUACUGGUGGAAAGUGUUAGAGAUAUAAGUCCGUAUACAAGCCAUCCCCAUGCCCGCUGUCGAGCAAACUGACCCCCGUGUCCACCAACAGCGUCUACAAAGCUUCCAGAAAGUUCCAUCAACCCCCAACCCCCCAGCUUCUUACUCUAACCCAUACCCUUCCAACCGAUCAACGAAGAAGGAACCUGUACACCUCCCCUACAAAACUGCGAGCCCAGAUUUCACCGAUCUACCAUCCCAGCAUGCGUCAACAGGUCUCCGAGCAGAUACGUCAUACACCCCAAGGUAUUAUGGAAGGAAUCGACUCCGGGGCUUCCCCAUGGCGGCAUACUAUGGGGCCGACUUCCAUAUAUUUCCCCCCCUACGUCACAGAGCAUCAUCUGAAGGCCGCUACCAUAAAAAUCAACAACAGUUACCUCAACUAUCCGUUGUACCAGCUCUGAAGCACAACCGAGUUCAGCAGCGUCCACACGCGGUUGAAAUAUUUUCCAUUCCACAACCGGUAGUGGUCAAACGAGUUGAGGUUUCGCUCCAUGACGUUCAACAAACAACGAAACGAAUUCGUCCAAAUUCAACGGAAACUCAAGAAAACUCCCCUCACCGGGUAACCCCCGAACCAAAACCAAAGGAACCGACCCCAGUUAGGGAAUCGGGAACAAGUUUCCCCCUAAAGUCGGUAGACCUCAAUAAAGGACUCAAUGCUGCUUCUGCGAUUCGAAAACGCAUGCACAACGAUGCACACGGCGCACAUGGGACGUUGGAGGCCGCCCUGGCCACUAAAUGCGACCCCAACAUUGUCAGCUUGAGCCAUCUUCCUCUUAGAGAAGUUUACCUCCGACCCGACCCCACCACGGGCGCUGAACAAGCCACCAAACGAGACAAAACUAUUCGGAUCCUGCGUUGGUUGAAAGACUUAAAAUAUUUGGAUGAGAAAACACUUCAACGUGGAAGGUCAGAAGUUGAAAGAACUCGAUUCGUUUUACCGGAAAUUAAAGAAAGCGUCGUAACUGCUGCGUUUACGUGAUGCAUGUAACCUAUUUUACCAAGUAUGUAUUACCACAUAUGUAACUUAUUUAUCCUCGCAUGGCGGGGCAACGACAGUCGUUAUAACACGGGUGUUCUGUUUUAUACACCUCAUGUUCGCUUACAAGUUACCACCUAUGUAACUUUGCGGGCGAUUGUUUUCGUAUAUGUUUGUUAUUUGCGUUGAAACUUUUAUAUUGUUAUUCGAGAUUAAAUACAGUUCAAAAUUUCAACAAAAUGUUUCUUGUUGUUUUUUUCUGUAUGGCUGACAACCCAUUAAUCAGACAACACAUUAGUGACCAUUUGAAUGGAGCAAUUACUCUUAAGUGUCUUGUA
Ciona intestinalis (vase tunicate) is the source of this 1413-nucleotide messenger RNA. NCBI's taxonomy places the organism in Eukaryota, Metazoa, Chordata, Ascidiacea, Phlebobranchia, Cionidae. The record is from RefSeq and is a predicted model, not a curated record.